UUCGCUUUCGCACUUUUUUUUUUCAAAAUUUUCGAAUAUUUUGUAUAUUUCUUUUGUAAUCUUAUUUGCAUGAAUGAAUUACUUAUAUAUACGAUAAUGCUUUUGAUUUUAUUCUGAUUCGUUAAACCUUUAUUCCUUCUAGAUUUCUCUCUCUGUCUCUGGUUUUUGUUUAAACUUUUUUUUUUUGGAAUGCCGAUAUCCGAGUCACCAGAGAUUUCAUUGAGUACGGAGACGGUGAUCGGAACCUCUCAUAGCGAAUCAGAUCUUAGCCGCUUUCAACUUCGCCGUCGAGCUUCGAACGAUGCCGGUACCCGAGUUCCGGAGCGUAAUGGAUCCGUGAAUGGCGAGGCAGUGGACGAUAGAGAUCGAAAGGAAUCGGCCAAUUUCACGAGCAACCGCGGGGAACACGUGAACGAGAAUCCAACUAAUUCAGAUACGAGGUUCACGUAUCGGCCAUCUGUUCCGGCUCAUUGGAGGAUCAGAGAAAGCCCUCUCAGCUCUGAUGCCAUCUUCAAACAGAGUCAUGCAGGCCUGUUUAACCUCUGUGUUGUAGUGCUUGUUGCUGUAAACAGCCGGCUUAUUAUUGAAAACCUGAUGAAGUAUGGGUGGUUGAUCAGGUCUGGCUUUUGGUUUAGUUCGAGAUCGUUGAGGGAUUGGCCUCUUUUUAUGUGCUGUCUUACUCUCCCAAUAUUCCCACUUGCGGCCUUUGUAGUUGAAAAGUUGUUGCAAAAGAAUCAUAUAUCGGAACGUGCUGGUAUUUGGCUUCAUAUACUAAUUAGCACAAUUGCAGUUUUAUAUCCAGUUAUUGUUAAUCUCAGGUGUGAUUCUGCAUUCUUAUCAGGCAUUGCAUUGAUGCAAUUUGCUUGCAUUGUCUGGUUGAAAUUGGUAUCCUAUGCGCAUACUAAUAGUGAUAUGAGAUCAAUUGCCAAGUCAGCUGAAAAGGGAAGUGCGGCUUGCAUGUAUGAUGUUAACUUCAAGAGUUUGGUAUACUUCAUGGAAGCUCCUACUUUAUGUUACCAGACAAGCUAUCCUCGUACUCAAUCAAUUAGAAAAAAUUGGGUGGUUCGUCAAUUUAUCAAGUUAAUAAUAUUUACGGGGCUCAUGGGUUUCAUAAUAGAACAGUAUAUCAAUCCAAUUGUUCAGAACUCUCAACAUCCGUUGAAGGCGAACUUUUUAUAUGCAAUAGAAAGAAUUUUGAAGCUUUCAGUACCAAAUUUAUACGUCUGGCUCUGCAUGUUCUACAGCUUUUUUCAUCUCUGGUUAAAUAUAUUGGCUGAGCUCCUUCGUUUUGGGGACCGAGAGUUCUAUAAAGAUUGGUGGAAUGCAAAAACUGUUGAGGAGUAUUGGAGAAUGUGGAAUAUGCCUGUUCAUAAAUGGAUGGUCCGCCAUCUCUAUAUGCCAUGCUUAAGGAACGGUAUACCCAAGGGAGUUGCCAUUCUUAUUGCCUUCUUGGUUUCUGCUGUAUUUCACGAGCUUUGCAUUGCUGUUCCUUGUCACUUGUUCAAGUUCUGGGCAUUUAUUGGCAUCAUGAUUCAGGUUCCCUUGGUCUUGAUCACAAGUUACCUACAAAACAAGUUUAGGAGCUCAAUGGUGGGGAAUAUGAUAUUCUGGUUCAUUUUCUGUAUUCUUGGGCAGCCGACGUGUGUGCUUUUAUAUUAUCACGAUUUGAUGAAUCGGAAAGGAAGAGCAGAUUAAACUUACCAUAACAACACU
This is a messenger RNA of Hibiscus syriacus, 1713 nucleotides long. Its product is annotated as diacylglycerol O-acyltransferase 1-like. Gene Ontology annotation, cellular component: endoplasmic reticulum membrane; chloroplast envelope. Gene Ontology annotation, biological process: triglyceride biosynthetic process. Bases 190 to 1695 code for a protein of 501 amino acids. Gene Ontology annotation, molecular function: diacylglycerol O-acyltransferase activity. The record is from RefSeq and is a predicted model, not a curated record. NCBI's taxonomy places the organism in Eukaryota, Viridiplantae, Streptophyta, Magnoliopsida, Malvales, Malvaceae. The transcript has 17 exons.